CCCUUCUCUACUCUCUCUCUCUCUCUCUCUCUCUCUCUCUCUCUCUGUUGCGAUGUCGAAGAGCAAUUUGGUUUCUUCAAGCCCUAACCCUAGCUGGAAAGGCUCUGGAGUCGGCGCGGUGGGAUCCAGGGAGCAGUUGGAGACGAUCUUCAACAAGUUCGACAAGAACGGCGACGGAAAGAUCUCCUGCGACGAGCUCAGGGACGUGUUCGGUGAGCUAGGCUCCGAUACUUCGUCGCUGGAGGAAGUGCGCAGCAUAAUGGCGGAGUUCGACAGAGACGGCGACGGCCACAUUGACAUCCUGGAGUUCGCGGAGAUCAUGAAUGGCGGAUCGAGCCAAGAGCUUCGCGACGCCUUCGACCUUUACGAUCUCGACAAGAACGGACUGAUCUCGGUGAGUGAGCUUCACGAGGUGAUGAAGCGAUUGGGGCUGAAGUGCUCGCACCAGGACUGCGUGAAGAUGAUCAGGAACGUCGACGCCGACGGCGAUGGCCACGUCAACUUCGACGAGUUCAAGAAGAUGAUGACUCCCCGUUGAUCCUCCGUACGGGUGCGUAUUUGGCUAGCGAUCAAAAUUCACAAUCAAAACAGUACAAACAAGAAUUAUUAGACAGUCUUCUUCUAAUUAGUAGUUUGAUUUAGAUUCAGUUUCUUAGGGAUUUGACGUGGUUAAUUGGAAAAGUGUACAAAAUUAACACUUGAAUCGUUGGUGCUAAUUGGAUCCACUAUCGUCUUUUGGAAUUAAAGUAUUGCUCUUCUUGUUUCUUA
Molecule: messenger RNA, 768 nt
Organism: Prunus dulcis (almond)
Lineage: Eukaryota; Viridiplantae; Streptophyta; Magnoliopsida; Rosales; Rosaceae
Product: probable calcium-binding protein CML23
Exons: 1
Coding region: 53-538 (161 amino acids)
Molecular function (GO): calcium ion binding
Source: RefSeq, a predicted model, not a curated record